UCCUCCGCGAGUGAUGUCAGAGGCGGCGGGAGGAGGCCCGCUGGGCCCCUAUAUGUCGCUGGCCGUGCGGCGGAGUGCCGUGUGCAAAGUGUUAGAAAAAUGGAAGGCCCGCCAGCCGCCGCAGCACACGCUCACCGGGUUCUGCUGCGAACUGCCUAAGUGCGCCAACUCCUCCUAGACCGCCCAAGCCGCACGCUCUAAAUCUCCGAGAUGCCUUUCAAGCCCGUUGAGCAUGCCAAGUGCCCCAAGUGCGGCAAGUCCGUCUAUGCCGCCGAAGAGAUGCUGGCUGCUGGCAACAAGUGGCACAAGACCUGCUUCGUUUGUGGUCUUUGCCACAAGCGGUUGGACAGCACCAACGCUAGCGAGCACGGAGGAGAGCUGUUCUGCAAGCAGUGCUACGGCCGCAAGUUCGGACCCAAGGGCUACGGCUUCGGCGGUGGUGCCGGCUGCCUCUCGAUGGACAAGGGCGAGCACCUGGGAAACACCGAGUGCGCCAUGAGCAACAAGCCACAUGACCCCACCUAUGGCUAAUUGUAUACGACCGAGCGACGGAACCCAGUGAUGCACUUGUGUAGUUUUUUUUUCUUUUACUCCAUCGUCACACAUCUAACAACUCUCGUCGCAGUGCACAAUGUGAACCGACAGCACUUCGUAAACUCCAAAGCAUUUAGCAGCAACUAAAGCGGCAGAAGAAAAAGGAAGAGAGUUUGUUCUACAACUAAACUUAGAAACAGAGUGGUUCGCGCAACAAUCAUGCAUCAAGCAGUUUGUUAGAUGAGUGGUCUGCACGAUUGGACAUUAAAAGUGAGAGUCUUGUGCACCCUACUGCAUUCGUCGGAUAAAAAUAUAAACUGAUUUCGCUUCACUGUGCUCAUUCCAUAAUGGAAACAAGCGGUGCUUUUUUGUACAUGUCACUUUAAGUUUCGUGCUUCUCGUAAAGCGAGGAUCUAGUCUCAAAGCAGCUUUGUUUACGCUGUCCAGUUAGGAACGGAAGGCGACGUGCAGGAUUUCCCUACAAAAGUGCUAACAAAAAUGGCGCCUUCAGGAGUGAGACGCGUUGUUACGUUUGGUCCUGUCAUCGUAUCAAAUGUUGCUAUAUCAGAGUUGCAAUUUCACUUGAAAUAAAGAUUUGUACGACGUAUCAAA
Molecule: messenger RNA, 1146 nt
Organism: Rhipicephalus sanguineus (brown dog tick)
Lineage: Eukaryota; Metazoa; Arthropoda; Arachnida; Ixodida; Ixodidae
Gene: Mlp60A
Product: muscle LIM protein 1
Exons: 4
Coding region: 211-531 (106 amino acids)
Biological process (GO): sarcomere organization; muscle tissue development
Cellular component (GO): Z disc; cytoplasm; nucleus
Molecular function (GO): structural constituent of muscle; actinin binding
Source: RefSeq, a predicted model, not a curated record